Molecule: messenger RNA, 5690 nt
Organism: Mytilus trossulus (common blue mussel)
Lineage: Eukaryota; Metazoa; Mollusca; Bivalvia; Mytilida; Mytilidae
Product: low-density lipoprotein receptor-related protein 6-like
Exons: 16
Coding region: 149-4930 (1593 amino acids)
Biological process (GO): canonical Wnt signaling pathway
Molecular function (GO): Wnt receptor activity; Wnt-protein binding
Source: RefSeq, a predicted model, not a curated record
UAGUUCCGGUCAAUUUUGUAAUGGCUGCCAAUGAUCUCAAAAAAUACAAAUGUGACCUAAAUAAGUUUACCGUUCCUAAAUUUAUGGACAUUAUUGAUGUCUGGGACCGGACUUUCUUGUUUUUACAGACAUUCAUCUGUCCGUAAGGAUGGGGAUGGUGUCAAAAUUAUAUUUAAUAAUCGGAUGUCUGUCCAUAGUCAAAGGAAGUCCCUUGCUGCUUUUUGCCAAUCGUAAAGAUGUUAGAAUGGUGGACGGGAACAAUUCUCGAGGUAAUUCCACUGUUGUCGCUGGAAACCUCGAGGAUGCAGCAGCAGUGGAUUUCCUUUAUGAGGACAGAUCGGUUUUCUUUACUGACGUCAGCCAGGAAAUGAUCAAAAGGACAUGGUUUAACGGCUCGGAAAUUACGGUAAAUGUCAUAACAACAGGUCUCAUCUCUCCAGACGGUCUGGCUGUUGAUUGGUUGGGUCGAAAGAUAUACUGGACCGACUCAGAAACUAAAAGAAUUGAAGUGGCCAACUUGGAUGGAAGUUACAGAAAGGUUCUUUAUUGGAAUGACCUUGACCAACCAAGAGCUAUUGCACUGGAUCCAUUAAAUGGGUACAUGUAUUGGACUGACUGGGGAGAGACACCAAAAAUAGAACGAGCUGGAAUGGACGGAACCCAUGCACAUCGAUCUGUCAUUAUAAAGGAUAAUAUUCAUUGGCCAAAUGGACUUACGUUAGAUUAUGAAGAUUCACAAAUUUAUUGGGCGGACGCUAAAAAUGCUUUCAUACAUAGUUGUAAAUUCGAUGGUUCUGAUCGCCGUGUGGUCGUUGAAGGGGAACUACCUCACCCGUUUGCUUUGACAUUGUACGAUCGGACGUUAUACUGGACCGAUUGGAAGGAUCGGUCUAUUAAUUCCUGUGAUAAAAUUACCGGUAGUAAUCGGAGAGUUAUACUUAGAGAUAUAUAUUCACCAAUGGACAUCCAUUCAUUUAGUGCUAGAAGACAACCAAAAGAUACAAAUGAGAAUGCCUGUGAUAAACAUAAUGGUGGCUGUUCACACUUGUGUCUUAUGUCACCAGCUCAUCCUUUCUUCACAUGUGCCUGUCCAACAGGAAUCAAACUUAAACUGGACAACAAAACGUGUAAUGAAGGAUAUGAGCAAUUAUUACUGCUAGCCAGAAGAACAGAUUUAAGGAGGAUAUCACUAGAUACACCUGACUACACAGAUGUGGUAUUAGAACUCACCAAUGUACAGCAUGCAAUAGCUAUUGAUUUCGACCCAGUGGAUAACCAAGUAUAUUGGACCGAUGAUGAGGUUCAUGCUAUUUGGAGGGCCAAUAUUGAUGGAACAGGUCAGGAGAAAGUUAUUGACAACCACUUGAUGCAUCCUGAUGGUAUUGCAGUGGAUUGGAUUGGUCGUAAUUUGUACUGGACAGACACAGGCACAGACAGAAUAGAAGUCUCUAGGUUGAAUGGAACCUCUCGUAGAGUUCUGUUAGCUGAAGAUUUAGAAGAACCAAGGGCAAUAACUCUUGAUCCAAUCUCAGGGUACAUGUACUGGACAGAUUGGGGAAAGAAACCAAAAAUAGAACGAGCUAACAUGGAUGGUUCUGGUCGGUUGGCUCUGGUGAACUCAUCAUUAGGUUGGCCUAAUGGGAUCGCAGUAGAUCAUGCUGAGAUGAAGAUUUACUGGGGGGACGCUAGUCUUGAUAAAAUAGAAGUGGCCAAUUAUGACGGGACAGGGAGACGUGUACUAGUCAAUCAAAAUCUACCUCAUUUGUUUGGAUUUAGUUUGUUAGGUGAUUACAUUUAUUGGACUGAUUGGCAGAGACGGUCAAUAGAACGUGUUAAUAAACGGUCAGGCAUUGAUAGGAAGACCAUUGUUGACCAACUGCCAGAUUUAAUGGGACUUAAGGCAGUCAACCUAGUCAAAAUUGAAGGCACCAACCCAUGUGCUCACAACAAUGGAGAAUGCAGCCAUCUUUGUCUAAUGACCCCUAAUAAAUCAGUAUGUGCUUGCCCAAUGGGGCUAGAGCUCAGUGGUAACAGUAAGACAUGUAUAAUACCCGAGGCCUUCCUCAUAUUUAGCGGGCAGCAGAACAUCAAGAGACUGUCUCUGGAAUCCAAUCACAGAAUCCGACCGAUUCCCAUCCGAGGGAUCAAGGAAGCUCCUAUUGCCAUUGAUUACGAUAUUAAUGACAAUAGGAUCUAUUGGACAGACGCAACAGAGAGGACAAUAAGCAGAGCUUUUAUGAAUGGUAGUGCAGUAGAAAAGGUGAUUCAGUAUGGUUUGGAGUAUCCAGAGGGCAUGGUGGUAGAUUGGGUGGCUAAAAAUAUCUACUGGGUGGAUACUGGGUCUAAGAGGAUCGAAGUGGCCAGGACUGAUGGUACAUCGCGAAGAGUUAUUGUUUGGAAAGAUCUACAUCAGCCAAGAGCUUUAGCUAUUGAUCCAGCUAAUGGGCACAUUUACUGGACUGACUGGUCAGAACCAGCAAGGCUUGAGAGGGCAGCAUUAGAUGGGACAGGGAGACAGGUGGUUGUUGAGGAUAUUGGCAAAGUUCAUGCUGUGACUAUAGAUUUCACAGAGAAAAAGAUCUUCUGGGCGAGCAUCGACAAAGCCAUGAUUGAAUCUGCCAAUAUUAAUGGAACAAACAGAACUCAGAUCAUUACUAAGCAGGUACCCAAACCUAUGGGUUUAACAUUGUACAAUGACUUCAUAUUCUGGGCUGACUGGGAGCAGCAGACGGUCGAGAAAGCUAACAAGACCAAUGGAAACAACCGUACCACACUCAGAGAUCACAUGGGUGUUGUCAUGGAUAUAUUGGUCUAUCAUUCUUCAAGACAAGCAGGAACCAACAGUUGCCAUGACAAAAAUGGAGGAUGUUCCCACUUGUGUUUGGCACAUCCUAUUGAAGAUGGUAAAAAUCUGAGUCAUCACUGUGCUUGUCCAACUCACUACAAAUUGAAUGCUGAUAAUAAAACUUGCUCAGCUCCAAAGACUUUCCUUCUGUUUAGCCAGAAAAAUGUGAUUAGCCGUUUAGUGAUUGAUAACGAUGAUGUUGACCCACAGACCCCAGAAGUAGUGUUACCUAUUCCUCAUUUAAAAAAUGUGAAAGGACUAGCCUACGAUCCAGUUGAUCAUUAUAUAUACUGGAUAGAAGGGAAACAAAACAAUAUAAAACGGUCAACAGAUAACGGUACCAAUGUACAAGUGAUAGUCCGUAAUGAUAAUGAGGCUUACAAGCCGUAUGACAUGGCCAUUGAUCCAUACUCUAGAGUUAUUUACUGGACGGAUGCCAAGAGAAAUGUUAUAAACAUCACAAGGCUUGACGGAACAUCUCUUGGUGUGGUCAUAGAAGGAGAGAAGGAGAAACCAAGAUCUAUUGUUCUUAAUCCACUCAAAGGGCACAUGUAUUGGGUGAACAUGGUACAGCCACCAACAAUUGAUAGAGCAGCCAUGGAUGGUACAGAAAGAAUGACAUUGUUCUCCAAAGCUUUAGGAAAACCGGGUCCACUAGCAGUUGAUGUUCAGAACUCAAGAUUAUAUUGGGCAGAUGGAAAUCUCAAUCGAAUCGAAUGCUCCGACCUUUCGGGUGGCAAUAGAAUAGUUUUAGUUGAUGGUCAGAUAGCUAGUCCAAAAGGAAUGGCUGUUCUAGGCAAAUAUUUGUACUGGAUUGACAGGGAUCAUAUGCUGAUGUCCAGGGCGGACAAAUUAAAUGGGAAGGACCGUACUUAUAUACAGGGCCGUUUGAAAGGCCUUAGUGACCUUCAUGUCGCAUUGAACGUGUUGCCAAAACAUAUGGAACAUCCGUGUGCACAUAACAAUGGAGGUUGUUCACAUAUCUGUGUUGCUAAAGGAGACGGCAGUUCGCGUUGUGCUUGUCCCACUAAUUUAGACCUUAAAGAUGACUUAAAAAUGUGUGCCGAUCCUCCGACAUGUUCUCCUGAUCAGUUUGCUUGUGUGAGUGGAGAUAUACAUUGUAUUCCACGUAGUUGGCGCUGUGAUAAAUCUGAGGAAUGCUCAGAUGCAUCUGACGAAUCAAAUUGUCCCAUUUGUCAUGCUGAUCAGUUUCGCUGUAAUGAUAAUCAUUGUAUCGAUCAGAGUUCAGUGUGUGACGGGACACCACAGUGUCAUGAUCAUAGUGACGAGGAGCACUGUUGUUUGGAGGGGGAUACAAUGUGCCCUCAUACAACCCCUCCUCAUUCAUGUAAAGGGCCGAACUGCCCAGGAACUAAAGCAUCGUCAAAUCCAUCCACAGCUCAUUAUACUAUUAUCAUAGUCAUUGGCCUUAUUGUUCUUGUGUUAAUUCUUGGAAUCAUUUUCGCUUGCAAGAGGAAGUCGCAGCCACCGGGAGUGAUAAUUUAUGAAACUGAUAUGAGUGUUGUUAAACCAUUAACAGCUCAGACGACUUUAAAUUCAUUAUCAUCGCAUGGAAAAUCUCAUGAAACAGGAUUGUCGCUUGGCUCUGUCGGGACAACUGGCAUUUACGACCGAAAUCAUGUGACCGGUGCUUCCUCUAGUAGUUCUACAGUGACACAAUAUCCACAUGAGACAUUGAAUCCCCCUCCUAGUCCGGUUACAACAGAUAGGUCUGUGUGUAAUGGGGAAUUCUAUGGAUAUUCAUCUAACAGCCCAUCAACUGUCAGGUCGUAUCGACCUUAUAAGCUCCGCCCAGUGCCACCCCCACACACAACGCCGUGUAGUACAGACGUUUGUGAGGAAAGUGAACCGUAUCCGUAUAAUGUGCGGACUAAGAAACAUAAAUCGAAACGUUCUAUAAUGGAAUUGUUUUCAGACUAUGACCCUUAUCCCCCGUGUCCUACCCCACGGAGCCAUUACUUCUCAGACGAUAUGAUUAGUUGUCCGCCAUCACCAUCGACAGAAAGAAGUUUUUCAAAUCCAUAUCCCCCGCCCCCAUCGCCAGUGGCUAAUUCUGAUUGCUAGAGUUUGUUUGUAUGUGUGUUGAGUGUUCGGUAUGUGUGGGUGUUAAAGACUGGGUGUGUGUGUGCUUGUAUGGUCAUGUGUGAAAGGGUUUAAAACAAUGUCAGCAUUAUCUAGAUAUAUUGUUAGAACUUCUACUUGGCUUUACUUUUAUGUUGUUUGACAUAGAAAUAUUACAUUUACAAAUUGUAUUCUAACAAUUAAUGGAGAAUUUAAUUACAAUAUUACAAAACAUUAUUGAUAAAUCUGUUGUUGAAUAUUGGCAAUGAACCUAAAAAAUAUUUAGAAUAUAAAUACAUUCUUGACAUUUGAAUUAAACAUGAGAAGGAAAUUGGUUUUAUGAAGUUCACCUGCAUAACUGACAAAGUGCUCAAAUUUAAGUUGUUAGGUGAGGUAUAGGGGCAGGUUCUCUUUAUAAAAAACUCUCUUUCUAUUUUUACAUUGUGCUAGGUUUAUUAGAUAUAAUACUAUUAUUGUUAGGCCAGUUUGAAAAGAUUUCUAGAUUCUCUACCCAGCCCUAUUUGAAAUUGGCCCCAUUUGGAUAAUAUCUUUUAUUUUUUUCAUCAAAGUGGCUGAAGUUUGUUGCUUUAAAAAAAAAUAGAAGUAUUCAGAUUUACUCUUUUGAGUCGGUUUACUUUUAUCUUUUUGGAUAAUUUAGAAUUUUCUUAUUUUUUCUUUGUGUUAUCUAAGGGAGAUAACCGGAGAAAAUUUUGAAUUACAAAAAUUCUUGUCUUUUAAUGUAGUCAGAAAUUCUCUUGUGUGA